Molecule: messenger RNA, 423 nt
Organism: Opisthorchis viverrini
Lineage: Eukaryota; Metazoa; Platyhelminthes; Trematoda; Opisthorchiida; Opisthorchiidae
Exons: 3
Source: RefSeq, a predicted model, not a curated record
AUGCAACGAUUCACGAAAGAGACGGUCUCACUGAAGUCUAAGCUACUCGAUGCCGAGGUUCACGAGACGGAUGUUGUGUUAACCGACCGGGAUUCCGUGCUGGCCGCAGCAACUUACGAACGUACGGCUCUCAGUCAAGCAGUGGAUCAAAAUCGUACGCUCAACCAACAGCUCGAUGAACUGCAAGAUGCCUUUCAAUGUGCCAGAUGGGAGUCCGAGUGCAACGAUCUGUCUGAGGCGUUCGAAGCGCUCUCAAGGGAGUUAGAUCGGGCGCGUGAGCAUGGGGAAUAUGACCACGCUACGCAUACCACCCUCCACCUGGAGGCUGUACAGCAGCAGCAACAACAACAGUCCGACGGUCUCGCGACAGGAAACAAUGACGGACUUGUGAGACAGUUCAUGAAAGAACUAGAAAACAGUCAU